Acanthopagrus latus (yellowfin seabream) is the source of this 4534-nucleotide messenger RNA. Its product is annotated as mpv17-like protein. Bases 1658 to 2305 code for a protein of 215 amino acids. The transcript is spliced from 4 exons. NCBI's taxonomy places the organism in Eukaryota, Metazoa, Chordata, Actinopteri, Spariformes, Sparidae. Gene Ontology annotation, cellular component: membrane; cytoplasm. The record is from RefSeq and is a predicted model, not a curated record.
GCAUCUCAGCCCAAUGGUUCAGGGUUCGUAUGACCUCCAGCUUGUGCUCUAGUGGGUGAUGAGAGUCAUACAGCAAGUAUUGACCGGUGUGUAUAGGUUUCUCUGUACACCUCAAUGUUGAGGCUUUUGUCUUCUUCACUGUGUACUGUAGUCCACAUGGUACAGACUGUCUCCUCUGACAUCUUCUCAUCGGAACUUGAUGUUAUUGUCUACAGCAUUUCUAUUUUCUGUGAAGGUGUCCACCUCCCUCGCUCUGAUUUUGAACCAAUCAGAGCCAGCUCAGUUGCCUACAAUACAGCACUUUGGACUACCGUGACCUGGAUGACUGAGAACCUUCAUCAAUAAACUACAUGCAGUUCAACUUUUACUAAUGAAGCAAAUGAAGGAGUCUAAAUCAUGGGCACAUCCCAUACAUAUAGUUAUAUGUACAUAUAUACAUCUCAUUGCUGCAAUGUACAUGCUGUCAUUAGACUGAUAAUACCAGCACCAGUGUAUGAAUAACACAGGUUGAGAAAUUAUGACCUGCCAUAUUGCCAUGGUGAUUAUUUUCUCUAGUCCUGCAAGACACACAUUUAUACUGUGUUUAUGGUUUCUUCAAAGUCUGUCUUUAUACCUGUUUAAUGUGUAUAGAAAUCUUUUGCAAGAGAUAAUCUGGAGCCUUGUCAAAUGCAACCAAAUAUGAUUUUACUAGUUGGUGUUUUUUGUUGUUGUUAAAAACGAAAUCACUAACAUGUACUGUACAAGGCCUUUUCAUCAGUUGUGUUAUUAAGAAUGUUGCAAGGUGUUAAUGCAUGUUUGCAAGGCGAUACUGUAACAUACUGUACCUGUUGAUAAAGACAUGUAAAUGGUUAAAUCUAGUUACAUAUCACAUUACCCAUUAACACCUAACCAAACUAGGAUGGGCUGAUUUUGUCAGUAUUUUUGGAGCCAGUGUCUCAUAAACAACAAGAAAUAACCGGGGCUUACACAAAUGAGAUGUGUUUCAAGUGAUUUAGAAACUGUUACUCCAUUAGAUUGUUUGUCCACCAGGGACCACUGAAAUUGACAUUUUUCAACUGUGUAAUUCUUCUGUUAGAACAUAUCUAGUUUUUAUUUAAAAGGGACCCCUCUCAAAACAAUGUGAGGGGGAUAUGGGAUGUGAUUAAAGAAAAAAGCAGAGAAGAAAUCAUCUCACUUGAUACUGACACACCGCGCAGACAGAUAUUCUGUCGUGAAGUACCACGGUUGCUCAGUGUUUUCAGACCUGUGCUCCGCCCCUCAGCUGUGGCUACUGUAUUUUUCUGCUACGUAAAAAGGGGCGUAGUAUAUUUACGUAGGAUGUGCAGACCCGGCCGGUGGCACACUCGCAGUCCCGUGCCGGGUGGUAGAUGGUGCACGAAAAGCAAGUAUCAUAGCUAAUACUGUAUUACUUUAUGGCGUCCAUUAAACGAUAAGCAUAUAACGCCACACUCAGUCGCCGAUAAGCUUUAUGAGCGUUUUCCAUCGAAUACUGCACGGAAAUGGACAGUGUUUGUGAUACCGCGGCGCGGAGAUUUCUGGACAGAGAUGAUGUAAUUUGUCACCUUUAACGUAAGCUAACGUCAGCUAACUCACACAUUAAGCUAAGUGUUACAUUUUCCUAAUACUAUAUUUUGUUGAAGUGGGCGAACUGUAAAAUAUGCGUAACUCGUUUUUGAGACACGUCCGUCGGUUCCCCUGGGUCACCAACGUGACACUGUACGGCUGUCUGUUCGCCGGAGGGGACUUCGUCCACCAGUGGUUCUCACAGAAGGACCAGAUCGACUGGAGCCACACACGGAACGUCGCCGUUAUCGCUUUCAGUUUCCAUGGUAACGCCAAUUUCUUCUGGAUGCGGUUCCUCGAGCGGAAGUUCCCCGGGAAUUCAGCCAGGAUGGUGGUGAGGAAGCUGCUGCUGGACCAGACCACAGCGGCACCCGUGCAUACCAGCGUCUUCUACACAGGUGUCAGCUUCUUGGAGGGCAAAGAGGACAUCACGGAAGACUGGAGAGAAAAAUUCCUCAACACAUAUAAGACAGGUCUAAUGUUCUGGCCAUUUAUGCAGUUUCUGAACUUUACCUUGGUGCCUCUGUACGUCCGGACCACCUUCACCGGCUGUUGUGCCUUCAUCUGGGCCACCUUCCUUUGCUUCUCACGUCAGAGUGGCGAUGGCACAGCUGGUGCUGCUCUUGCAUGGUUGUUCCCUCCUAAAGAGGAUGAAGCAGAAUCUAAGGAGAAGAAAGAUGCUCCCCAAGAGGCAACAGUUGCAUCAAAACCUAUUGAGAAAUUAAAUGUGAAGAGUCAGUGAUAAUGAAGAGGGGGACAAAAUGGAAAGACAAAAAGCUGUGCACUAAACAGGAGACAGCUGGUCCAGUGCGGUUCUGUCCCUGGCUGAUGUUGCACCAUCACUGCCAGGGUUUGAGUUCAAAGUCUCACUGUGCUUAAACUAAAAAUGUGUGUCCUCAUGAUGUCCUCUAUGGUGCUUUAAGAAACAUUGAGCAAAUGGAAUGUAUAUACAGCAUAUUUUGCAAUAUUCAUACAGCACAUCACCUCCAUGGGGAAAUGCAAUUCCAACUUUUCCAUCGCACAGUGAACCAUCACCAUGCUGCAUUUGGUAUCAGUUUUUGUUUUUAUAAAUGCAGUCUUAUCUUAUGAGAUUUAGAAGUAGAAUAGCACUCAGUAGAGUGCAUACCUUUGCCAAGUCCCAAUAGUCCCCGUUUACUCAAUCAAGCCCAAUCCAGUGUCAAAAAAAAAAAAUUUACUACACACAUUUAUUUGGAGCUGCAUCAAAUUGUAAUUUCUCAUAACUCAGAAAUAAAUUCCCGGAUCCGUUCCUCUAUUAAGAAAGUAAUGGGGUCUAUUCUGGGCCGAGACCCCUAACCCAAGUUUCAUUGAAAAACUUUAGCAGUGGUAGUACCAGUAGUUUUUGUGUUAUCCUGCCCACAAAUCAACCAACAACAACAAAUGUACCCAGGUGAAAAAAUACCUAUAUAUGAUACUGGGAUGAUUUAUGAGGACUUAUCUAUCUAUGAUGGGAGCUGUGAUGAUGGGAAAAUGUAAGGGUGAUGUUACAGAGUCCUCUGCUUCACAUGAAAAUGAAAAACUUGAACAAGAGUGAAAGAAUAAUUUCCACAAUGUGGAGUGGCAGCUAAUGAACUACCGUAGCUUAGACUUUGAACUUCUCAACAUCAUAUCACUUUCUCUUUUUUAGCACAUGUGCUGAGACUGUUAUCUGUGAGCAUGACAGAGUGCUUGAUAUCUAAGGACUGCCUCCUUUUGUUCCAGUUUAGACUCGUGUACAGUGCAAGAAGUGCCAAAUGUUAAUGUUAACUCCAAAUAUAUCUCCAAAUAUAUCUGUUAUUAAUGUGUCAGUACAUUCUUUAUACAGGACCACAAUGAGCUAAGACAACAGGAGAUACAAUUUACAAUAGUUUCCCAGUCAUUUAAGACUCAAACACUAAAACAUAUCUGACAACACAUUUUUGAAUUCAACAUUUUGACCAUCAUCCCUUAACAUUUCUGUAACACUGUAACGAAUUACUACUGAAGUUAACCUCGACUUUGUCUGAUAAUAAUAGAUGAAGGCUGUCUCAAACAUCCAUUUACUUGAAUGUGGAAAUGCUGCCUGCCUGUUGUUGUACAUUAUUUUAAUGUGAUACCGCGGAGCGCACUCUGUUGUCUCUCAAGAGUUCUCUUUGCCCCAUCUCCUUACUCUUCAUACUGUUUGCUAUUCUAACCAAUAUAAAUCUUACCUCUUUGUCACAAUGUUUAUAGGUUUCCUUGUCUGCAGUAAUUGUUGAAAUGUAACGUCAGAUGCCUCCUUAUCAUAAAUAGAGUUCAGCUCAGAGCAAGGGCUGACUUUUAUUCCUAUAUAUAGAAUUCACAAAGUGUUAGGCCAAACUUAUCUCUUUCAUCUCAGAGAGAUAAUUAACAAAAAUCUAUUUUCAUUCACUCAUGUUGCUAUGUAUUUCUGAAAUUCCUGGUGUCAUAGAGAGAUGUGUCUUUUAUUUUUCUCUUAUGGUUGAGUCUCAAAUGUAGUUUGCAUUUGAGACGCUGUGUGAUUAUGAUUUUGAUCUGUCACAUUACAGGAUUAAUACAAUGAAUAAUAUAUUAAUAAUACUACAGUGUUUGAAUUAGGGUACAGAAAAGCAGCUGUUCAUCCCUUUUAUCAGACAUUAAAUUGCAUCUAAAAGUAAAAUAAGUUGUUAUUAGUGUAGUGUUAGAGUGUUUGUUUCUAAUUAUGAUUGAUAUACUGAUGUGUUGCACUGGAACUGAAGGCUUAAAACAAUGAAUAUUCUGUCUGUUCAUAUCAUCAAAGGAAGACUGGGUAAUAUUACUAAAGGUCGGCCUGUUACUUUAAUACUGUCAGACAUUUCUUAGUGAUUUUUGGACUAGUUUUGAUAACACUACUGGUCAAUGCUGAUGACUGUAAUGUACUGAAACAUUGGUUUGAUCACAGCUUGCACUUUAGUUGCACACUAACUGUGGUAGAGAUAAAUAAUAUAUAUUGUUGAAUAAAUUAUACCCAUCCAGAUGA